AGCAGGUCUGCUUCUUAACAGCCAGGCAAGGAGGAGAAAUCGUGGACUGUUGCUUCCCUGCUUUUUCAACUGAGGAUUACACACAAUGACUGUGUUAAUCUUUUAAGGUUCCACAAGAAGCUUUGUUGUUUUUGCUGCUGUAGAUUUAUAUGGCUGUUUCUCUGGAAAUACUUUUCCUUCUACCACCCAAAGACAAAGGGCUAGAGCAGUGAUCUUCACUAUUUUUCAAGCAGUGGCCACUUGGGCAAAAAACCAACAACGACGAACGUUUGUUUUGGGCAGCAUGGGAGCCAUUUCCCACUGUGCUGAUUUCUGUGCACUGUACUGUGCUUUUUCUCUUAAGGGCCCUGUGGGGAAAGGACUAGGAAGAGCUACACUUCCCAACACUCAGUGGUUCUAUCACUUCUAUGUUGUGUCUGUGUUCUGGAAUGGCUUCCUGCUACUGUUGGUUAUCCAAAGUCUGCUUGGAUCAUGGCCCUUCCCCAUUUGGCUUCAGGAUUUGCUCAGAAUUCUUGACAGAGCAUCACAAGACAGGAAUGAAGGUGGUGAGUUCCUGUCUGCUUUCCUAGUUUGCCUUUUUGUCUGGCUAAACAGCUGCAGACGGUUGAGGGAGUGUCUUCACAUCAGUGUGUUCUCAGCAGGUGUCAUUCAUAUUGUACAGUACUUGUUUGGACUCUGUUACUAUGUCCUGGUGGGCUUAACGGUGUUAUGUCAAAUGCCAGCCAGUGUCAGGGAAGGGAAAGAUCAGCCAAUGAUAGUCCACUGGUACCAUGCCCUUGGACUCCUGAUGUUCGUGUGGGCUUCUAUUCAUCAACACAAGUGUCAUGUAAUUCUUGCUAAUCUUAGAAAAAAUAAAUCAGGAAAAGUAGUACAUUUGGAUCACAGCAUUCCUUUUGGCGAUUGGUUUGAAAUGGUGUCCUGCCCUCACUACUUUGCCGAACUCCUAAUAUAUGUUUCAAUGGCUGUCACAUUUGGAUUCAACAAUUUAACAUGGUGGUUGGUUGUGAUGUAUGUGUUCUUUAACCAGGCCGUGAGUGCUGUUUUAUGCCACAAAUUCUACCUGAGUAACUUUAAGCACUACCCAAAAUGUCGGAAAGCAUACAUACCUUAUCUCCUUUAGGUUUUAAUGUUAAAUAUCUUAAUAGAAAUGUAAAGUGUUCAGGUGUCGGGCAAUCAUGAACAGAGGAUUUGACUGAGAUUGAAUUGGUGCAAGUCAUGUUUAAAUUCCCAGGUGAUUCUGCAAUUCCUAGGUAAAUCAAUUUUAAUAGGCACCAACAGCAAAUAUUCAUGACAUUAAGGAGAUUGAAUAGCCCCCAUGAAUAGCCUAUUUGGAGGGUAUUUGCAUAACAGUGACAGAGGAAACAUAAUAUACAAAUGGAAAGUAUUGCUAUGACUAUUUAAACUGUGUGCAACAAUUCUGUACAGAAUAAGGAACUGUAUUUACAGUCUGAUUCACAUGUGCCCUGUGCAUCACUUGAAUAAUGAUAUGAGGAGAAACUUGACUGACGGCUGCAUGUGUGAUAUUCUCUUUUACUUUAAGGCUCCUUUACUACAGCUUCUUUUUCUGGUUUAAGAGCAAUUUAUUUUUAGACUGUGGAAUUUAAAUUCUGUGAAGCACCAAGUUGGGAAGAGCAACCUUGCAUUAUCCCUUUUAGUAAGAAAGUUGUAUGCAGUAGCUGCUUCCUGUGAUGCAGAGAAUAAGGUUAUAAUUUGAUCUAAUUAUGACCCAGUUAAAAUAUCUUCCUUGGAAUGGCCUUACAAAAGAGCACCAGUGCAACUUUAUAACUCUGUGAUAUGUGCAGGGAUAUUACUCUUGUGCUGCAGGCAAAUGCCUGUGCAAGUUUACACCUGAAGAAUAAGAGGAUUAGGAACUGAGGGUUCAUCAAAAGAAGCUAUGAGGGAAGAAAACCCCCUGCUUGCUGCAACCUGCUAGUAUAGUUCUUCACAUGAGUCUGCCCACCAACAAUAAUCUUAUGAUGAACAAGAGCUGACACUUUCCAAAACCCAGACCUUGAAUAGGGGUCUACCACUAGUAUCUUCAGUUAGACUGGAGACAGUGGCUGACAUACAGAUCAAAGAUGUACCGGUGCAGUGAGAGAACAGCCUAAUAGAACUUCUCAACUGACUGCACCAGAACAGCAGGGAAAUAAGUUGAAGCACUGAAAUAUGUCCCUGAGAAUUACACAGCCCUCAGGGAUGUGUUUUUGGGUGGUAGAGAGAGCUUCCUGUGGAAGAGGAGACUGCCAAUAAUUGCUCUUUCCCCAAUGCACUAGUGCAGUUAUUUGGAAAGUUCUGUUAGGCUGCUUUCUCACUACACUGAUGUAGCCUUGCCAGGACCCUGUUAAGGAUGUGACUUGUCAAGUGCUGGGUGCUUCCUCUGUUCUAGUAAGCUCUGCACAAAGUGAGAGCAGGUUCUGUGUGCUAUUGCAAGGGUCUAGGCUGCCUGGCAAGGGGGCUCUCAGUUCCUGUGUGCUGCUUCUAACCAAAAUAGUGGUUAUGUGGCACUCUAUUCAUAUACUCUAUGCCACCUCUCACUCACACACCCCUACCUUGGGGGAGCAAGCAGGGCCUCUAUCUGAAAGCCCCAAAACAUCAGAAGCCAGCCUUCUUCCUUGUAGUUGAUAGCAGUAGCUGUGGGAGUUUUAUUAAUGUGUGAUCCUUAUUUGCAUGGUGUCCCUCCAGUGGGAGGGUGCCUGUUCAAUCUUAACAUGAUUUGAAUGUUAGAAACUGUGGUAUUGAGUACAUAGUUUUGCCAGCAUGUCUUACCUCAUGGUACUUAAAUUAUCCAUCUCAUAUAUAGAGAUAUCAAGGAUUAGCAUACUUUACUUACACUUCAUGGAAACAGUCAUGACUAGGAAGACAGGAACAGAACCUCAUGAAGAUAAGUGAGCAAGAGCCUAAAGAUCUCCUGUAUGAUGCAGCAGGAUGAAGACGACCAGCCAGGAUGUGGAACAGAUCACUUUCUUUCUUCUCCGGUGAAUGUUUAACUUUUACUUAGUACAAGAGUUACAAUGUUUUUAUAAAACUACUUUAAAUGUAUACCAUGUAUAUUUUUAUCUGUGUUGCAUAUGUAGGAUAGGCAUUGUAUUAUUUCCAUUUUGAGUAAAAGCUUGACCCAUCAAUCCCUUCUGAAUGAAACAAAUGUACAGCAA
Molecule: messenger RNA, 3152 nt
Organism: Hemicordylus capensis (graceful crag lizard)
Lineage: Eukaryota; Metazoa; Chordata; Lepidosauria; Squamata; Cordylidae
Gene: SRD5A3
Product: steroid 5 alpha-reductase 3
Exons: 5
Coding region: 284-1120 (278 amino acids)
Biological process (GO): dolichol-linked oligosaccharide biosynthetic process; polyprenol catabolic process
Cellular component (GO): endoplasmic reticulum
Molecular function (GO): 3-oxo-5-alpha-steroid 4-dehydrogenase activity
Source: RefSeq, a predicted model, not a curated record